Candoia aspera is the source of this 2670-nucleotide messenger RNA. RefSeq lists its product as uncharacterized. NCBI's taxonomy places the organism in Eukaryota, Metazoa, Chordata, Lepidosauria, Squamata, Candoiidae. The coding region runs from base 507 to 2429 and encodes 640 amino acids. The transcript has 7 exons. Gene Ontology annotation, molecular function: calcium ion binding. The record is from RefSeq and is a predicted model, not a curated record.
UUCCUUGGCUGUUGGUGUAUCUUCCGGUAAAAAGUUGCCAUGUUAUUUUGAAAGAUGAAGCUGGAACUUUUUCUCCUCCAACACUAAGCAGGACUGAAACCAAUAACUGGUGCAACUGGACCAUAUGGGCUGGUCCUCACAAGCAUAUCCUGAUUUACAUAGAAGGAUUUGAAGGAAAGUCCAACUGUGAAGAAAAUCAGGAUAGAAUCAUAUUCCAAGGGAUUUUGUCGAGUACUGAAAACAAAGUAACAUAUGCAUGUAGAAACCAUGGUACUCUGAUUUUUGCUACUCAAGCAGUAGCAGUCUAUGUAGUGUUUUUGUCAGAAGCUGCUUCUCAGAACCAAAGUCAUAAGCAUUUUAAAGGACGGUAUUAUAUAUUCAAAGAUUAUGUAAAUUCUACAAGUGGUGAAAAAUCGGUUUUGAAAUCUAACAGCAGUGUUGAAUUUUCCCCUAAGUCAUAUGUAUUGCAUUCAGGACAUAGUGUGAACUCUGAGGAGAGUAGCCAAAUGCUUGGCAAAGAAAAUCGUCUGCCUGUGACAAAUAAAAAGACUACCAAACCUGAGUUAGAAACAUUUUUAAAGCCAGCUGUUGGCACGCAUAUGAAUGUUUCUCUCUUGAAAUCAACAAAAAAGAUUAGCUUGAAUCCAUUUGAUAUGAAAACAAUGCAAGUUACAAAACCAUCUAUUGAUAAUAGAAGAACUUUGAAUGAAAGUCCUACACUAGUAUUAGUAUCAAAUGAUUUGGAGAAUAAGGAAGAAACCUUUACAUACAGGCCAGAUGUCUUUUCAGCCUCUCCUCACAUUACCCAGAAUCUCCGAAUGAUGACAAAAUUGGAAGUGGCAAAAAAUCUUGGAGCUGUCACUGAAUCUCUCAACCCUCAAAAUGACGGCCAUACAGCCACAGAUUGGACGACAAUACACAUGAGAAGUACUGGAGGGGAAAUCAAGAAUACCGUUACUUUUCCUCAAGUCUCCUUGGAAGAACAAGGAACUCCACGCCAGUCUCCUAAAAGUAUCCCACCAAAGUUGCAGGAACAAAUGCUUCAAAUGCUGCUUUCUAAUUCUGGGGCCUCUAAGAAAAAUGUAGAUCUAAUGGAAUCUCCACAACACUCGGAACAGACAAAAAUAGAUAAAGGAGAGCAGAUGGACAAUCAAAUCUAUAGAGCAGAGAAUGGUAACAUUGCUGUGCAAAUAACUGAAUCUGAAGGGAUUAUGGCAAGCCCCCCCAAGUCUACUAUGAAAACCAAAUUCCAUCAGGCCACCACUUUAGCCUCUACUGAUGUGCGCCAUGCUCCUUCUCUGAGGUCAUUUAAUGAUAAUUGGAUGGGUACUUUCACAACGGUGAAUCCCCAAGUUAUGUCUUCAAAUUGCCUGAGGAGAACUCAGAUAAACACAGCUUUUACUACACAAUACAAGAAGCUGAUAACCAAGUAUAGAGAGCGUUUGCAAAAGAAGCAGACCAAAGCAAGUCCUUCCUAUUCCCCUUCUGGCUGGUUGCCAACCACUAGCACUCUCUUGAAAGUAAAAAAUAAGUCCUCCAAUGGGGAUCCUUUAUUCAGGUCUCAUGAAAAUUAUUCUGUAUUGGACUCUCAGCACAAUCCUGGAGACCUUUUAUUUGAAAUAGUUUUUGGAAUAGAGCAUAAAGGACAACUCCCACCUGUUGGAAGCACUCUGGAAAAAGCCUUCAUAGGUUCCAUUAAGCAUAAGGUACAAGAGAAAAUGAAACUCUUCUCAAACAAAAUCAAAGAAUUCAAGUUAAAGGAAAUUAUGAGAAAAGAAGAAACUGAAAUGGACAGACAAAAUGGCCCAAGCCUCGUAUUUAGGUUCUGGCUGCAUCUAACUUCAGAAGAAGAGAACAUAUCUCACUUACUGCAUUUUCAACUGGAAGACCUUGGUGGUGCAUUUGUGGGAGCUGGCAAGGUCCAAACUGUUUUGGUGAGAGAUGUGAAUGAAUGCAGCUCUGGAAUUGGCUUAUGUGGCAAUGAGGCAAUUUGUCUCAAUGGAUAUGGAACAUAUUUCUGUCAGUGUAAAGAAGAGUACGAGGACCGUUCUCUGACAAAAUCGGGUACUCUGUGUGUUCGUAACCCACGGUCAGGUUUGGGCUCCUUGUACAGCUACACUGAGAUUAUUGUAGGAAUCACUGUUUUUUUCAUCACUGUCCUCGUAGUGGUGAUCAGUGUGCUGUGUACUAUCAUAAAGAAGAGACGUAUUAAAAAGGAUAUGCACUUCCGAGCGGCUGCUUUGCCCGGGAUGCCAGCAGAGCCCCAACUGCAACCAACAGCCUUUGAUCAUAAUAACAUCCGCCAUCUCCUUACUCUAGACCCUGCCCAGUUAAAGGUCAGAGCCAAACUACCAGAAUGGCCCCUGCAGUUGAGAACUAGCCCCAGCGAAACAUACAGAGUAUCUAUUGAGCAGUCUGAAUGCUUGUGAAAAAUAAAAAGGAAAAGGAAAAAAGAAAAUGCCAUGUACAUUGCAGUUAAACCCCUCCCUCCACCCCCAUUUCAUAUUAAACUUUCCUUUGUUGUGGUUGAGCGGAUGCAACUUUUCAUUUCUUGAUCAAUCUUACAUAAAUUAUUACCCCUUUCCUCCUGUAUCUAUCUCCUCUUUAUCUUGAUGGAAAUAUAAUGCUUGGAAAUGUAUUUUUCUCUUCAGAUUUUUGAAUACUGAAUUG